AUGGCAUUGUUUUAUAUGAGAGAGGAGAAUUACCAAGCAAAGAUAUCUCCAUCUUCACCUCAGGGACCACUCAAAAAGAGGUCAGCUUUUGAAGAUCUCACCAACGCUUCUCAAAGUCAACCUGCCAAGCCCAAGAAGGAAGCCAGUAAUGAGUUUGUUAAAGAUGUUUCCAAGAAGAUAAACAGGAACACACCUGCUCGUGGGUAUAAACUGGAACUCUCACCAGUAGUAGUCUCAACCACCAUGGUACCAAAUAUUAUAGACAAACCGCUCAUUCUGGAGAUAUCUACCAGCUCCAAGACACCCACUGCUGAGGAGGCAUCUCUUUUCAAAAAGCCAUUCAUUUUAAAGGAGGAACCCACUACUGAGGAUACAAUCCUCAUCAAGAGGUCAUUAAAGAAGAGCACAAAUCAGGGGGAGGUGUCCCUCUUAGAGAAGCCACUAUCCUUGCAGGAGGAGACUGACAGUGAUGUUGUAGAGCCAAUGACUUUUGGGAAGAAGCAUAAAACUGAGAAGGCAGCCAUCAGCAAGAGUACAUUAUCUUUAAAGAGUAUGUGCACACAUCAGGGGAAGCAGUCCUGCACGAGGGAGGAGUUGGCCUUGCAGGACAUCAGUGUUGAAGAGGAUUCUUUCUUUAUGGAGCCCAUGAACUUUAGGAAGAAGCCUAAAACUGAGGAGGCAACCCCCACCAAGAAGCUGUUAUCUUUAAAGAAAAAGUGUACCACUCAGGGGAAGAUGUCCUAUAUGAAGAAGCCACUAGUAUUGCAGAAGAUCACCUCUGAAGAGAAGUCACUCACUAAGGAGCUGUUGUCUUUUAAGAGAGAGCCUACCACUGAAAAGGAGUGCCUUUUCCAGGAGCCAUCUGCAUCGCCAAAGAAGCACACCACUGAACAAGAGGUGUCCAUCUUGAAGAAAUCAUUGGCCUCGCAGGAGAAGGACGACACUGAAGAGGAUUCCGUCUUUAAGGAACCAUUGGCUUUUAAGAAACAACCUACCACAGCGGAGACAACCCUCACCACAAGGCCAUUAUCUUUAAAGAAGAAGUGCACUACUCAGGGGAAGAUAGCCCACUUGAAGAAGCCAUUAGUAUUGCAGAAGACCAUCUCUGGAGAGAAGGCACCCAUUAAGGAGUCAUUGUCCUUUAAAAACAAGCCUACCACUAAGGAGGAGUCCCUCUUCCAGGAGUUAUCUGUGUCGCAAGAGAAGCGCACCACUGAUGGGGAGGUUACCCUUUUGAAGAAGCCAGGGGCAUUGCAGGAGAAAAAGGAUGGUGAAGAUGAAUUUCUUAUGGAGCCAAUUUCCUUGAGGAAGAAGCAUACUACUAAGGAGGCAACCCUUUCCAAGAAGCCAUUACCUUUAAAGAAGAAGCGUACCACUCGGGGGAAGAGGUACCGCUUGAAGAAGCCACUAGUAUUACAGAAGACCACCUCUGAAGAGAAGUCACUCAUUAAGGAGCCAUUAUCCCUUAAGAAGAAGCCUACCACUAAGGAGUCCCUUUUCCAAGAGCCAUCAGCAUUGCAGGAGAAGCACACCACUCAGGAGGAGGUGUCCAUCUUGGAGAAGCCAUUGGUCUUGCAAAAGACUCCAACUGAGGAGGAGUCCCUUUUAAAGGAGGCUUUGGCUUUUAACAAGAAGCGUACCAUUGAGGAGGCAACCUCCUCUAAUAAGCUGUUAUCUUUAAAGAAGAAGUGUACCAGUCAGGGUAAGAUGUCCUGUUUGACCAAGCCACUAGUAUUGCAGACCAUUUCUGAAGAGAAGUCACUCAUUAAGGAGCCAUUAUCCUUUAAAAUAAAGCCUACCACUGAGGAGGAGUCCCUCUUGAAGAAACCAUCUGCACUGCAAGAGAAGCACACCAUUCAGGGGGAUGUGGCCCUCUUGAAGAAGCUGUGGGCAUUGCAGGAGAAUAUAGACAGUGAAGAUGAAUUUCUUAUGGAGCCAGUGUCAUUUAGGAAGAAACAUACCACAGAUGUGGCAGUCUCUACCAAAGAGUCAUUAUCUUUAAAGAAGAAAAAGUGUACCACUCAAAUGAUGAUGCCUAUCUUCGAAGAACCGUUGGACUUGCAGAAUAUGAUUGGUGAAGGUAAGGACUCCGCCUUUAUGGAGCCAAUGUCAUUUAGGAAGAAGUCUUCAACUGAUGAGGCAAUUCUUACCAAGACACCGGUAUCUUUAAAAAAGAGGCAAAUCACUCAGGGGAAGACGUUCCUUUUAAAGAAGCCACUGGUCAUAGAGAAGACUACCUCUGAAGAGGAGUCACUCUUUAAGGAGCUGUUGCCCUUUAAAAAAAAGUCUACAACUGAAGAGGAGUUCCUCUUCCAGGAUCCAUCUGUACUGAAAGAGAGACACACCACUCUUCAAGAGUGGCUUCUUCUCUCAAAGAAGCCAUUGGCCUUGCAGGAGAAUAUCACCACUGAAGAAGAAUCAUAUAUUAAGGAGCCACUGACCUUGGAGGAGAGGUCUACCACUGAGGAGGAGUUCCCCUUUCAGGAGCCAUUUUCAUUGCAUGUUAAACCUACCAACAAAGAUGAGUCCCUCUUCAGGAAGUCUUUUGCCUUGCAGAAGAAGACUGAUAACAAAGAGGACUCCUUGAAGGCACUGUUGGCUUUGCAUGACAGAAGCACCACUGAAGAGGAAUUCCUUUUCAAGAAACCAUUGGUUCUGAAGGAAGAGCUCUCCACUGAGGUGGCAGUGAGCAUAGAGGGGCAAUUAUCUUUAAAGAAGAAGCCCACUGCUCAGGGGGAGGUGUUCCUCUUGAAAAAGCAGUUGGCCUUGCAAGAAAACAUCACCAGUGAAGAGGAGUCCCUUAUUAAGCAGCCACAGGCCUUGCAGGAGAAGCCCAGCAUUGAAAAGGAGACCAUCCUGAGGGAUGAGAAAGAGACCCUCUUCGAGGAGCCCUUGGCCUUGCAGGAGAAUCCCACAAUUGAGGAGGAGGCUAUCCUGAAGGAGCCCCUGGCCUUGCAGGAGAAUCCCAGCAUUGAGAAGGAAAUCAUCUUGAGGGAGUCCUUGGCCUUGCAGGAGAAGCCCACGAGUGAGAAAGAGACCCUCUUCGAGGAGCCCUUGGCCUUGCAGGAGAAUCCCACAAUUGAGGAGGAGGCUAUCCUGAAGGAGCCCCUGGCCUUGCAGGAGAAUCCCAGCAUUGAGAAGGAAAUCAUCUUGAGGGAGUCCUUGGCCUUGCAGGAGAAGCCCACGAGUGAGAAAGAGACCCUCUUCGAGGAGCCCUUGGCCUUGCAGGAGAAUCCCACAAUUGAGGAGGAGGCUAUCCUGAAGGAGCCCCUGGCCUUGCAGGAGAAUCCCAGCAUUGAGAAGGAAAUCAUCUUGAGGGAGUCCUUGGCCUUGCAGGAGAAGCCCACGAGUGAGAAAGAGACCCUCUUCGAGGAGCCCUUGGCCUUGCAGGAGAAUCCCACAAUUGAGGAGGAGGCUAUCCUGAAGGAGCCCCUGGCCUUGCAGGAGAAUCCCAGCAUUGAGAAGGAAAUCAUCUUGAGGGAGUCCUUGGCCUUGCAGGAGAAGCCCACGAGUGAGAAAGAGACCCUCUUCGAGGAGCCCUUGGCCUUGCAGGAGAAUCCCACAAUUGAGGAGGAGGCUAUCCUGAAGGAGCCCUUGGCCGUGCAGGAGAAGCCCAGCAGUGAGAAAGACUUGUCUUCCAAGGAGCCAUUGGCCUUGCAAAAGAAUCUCACUCACAAAGAAGACACCUUUCUCAAAGAUUUCAUCAUCCUCCAAGUUGAAACCAGCCCACCUGUGUCCACCACUGCCCCUGACUCUAGAACAGGCUUGUCCAGCACUGUCACCAUGUCCAGUGUGGGCAAGUUCAGUACCAUAAGCCAGUCCAGUACUUGUGAAUCCAGUUCCAAUAAACCUUUCUCAUCUCAGGACAAGAGAUCAGAGAAGGAGAUGACCCCACUGGAGGAUAUUGACAAGGACCACAGUGAUCCAUUUUUCAACUCAAUAUAUGCUAAGGAUAUCUUCAGUUACAUGAAGGAGAGAGAGGUUUGUAGGUGGUGAGGGUGAGGGGCAAUGAUUUCCAGUUCUCAUUUUCUCAUCACACUCUAUAUGACCAGGCAGACUGAUAUCAACAGUGACAUGAGGGCCAUUCUCGUGGACUGGUUGGUGGAGGUGCAGAUGACCUUUGAGAUGAGUCAUGAGACCCUGUACUUGGCAGUGAAGCUGGUAGAUCACUACCUUAUGGAGGUAAUAUGCAAGAGGGACAAGCUACAACUACUUGGUUCCACUGCUUUUCUGAUUGCAGCAAAAUUUGAGGAGCCCUGCCCACCUUGUGUGGAUGACUUCCUGUACAUCUGUGAUGAUAUUUAUAAGCGAGAUGAGAUGCUCGCCAUGGAAAUCAGCAUCCUAAACACCCUCAAAUUUGAUAUCAACAUUCCCAUCGCCUAUCAUUUUCUGCGCAGAUAUGCUAAGUGUGUCCAUGCCAGCAUGAAGACACUGACCUUGUCCCGCUUCAUCUGUGAAAUGACCCUGCAGGAAUACGACUAUGUCCAGGAGAGGGCUUCCAAGCUAGCUGCUGGCUCCUUCCUCCUGGCCCUCUACAUGAAGAAGCUCGGACACUGGGCUCCUACCCUGGAGUAUUACAGUGGCUACAAGACCUCUGAUCUUCACCCCUUGGUCAGGCAGCUGAACAUCCUGCUGACUUUGCGUUUGUUUAAUAGGCUCAAGACUGUGUAUUCCAAGUAUUCCCACCAGGUCUUCUUUGAAGUCACCAAAAUUCCACCCUUGGACGUGAUGAAACUGGAGGAGAUUUUGAACCGCUGCUAA
This is a messenger RNA of Physeter macrocephalus (sperm whale), 4761 nucleotides long. It is a transcript of the gene CCNB3, whose product is annotated as cyclin B3. Lineage: Eukaryota; Metazoa; Chordata; Mammalia; Artiodactyla; Physeteridae. The record is from RefSeq and is a predicted model, not a curated record. Gene Ontology annotation, molecular function: cyclin-dependent protein serine/threonine kinase regulator activity. Gene Ontology annotation, cellular component: nucleus; cyclin-dependent protein kinase holoenzyme complex; cytoplasm. Gene Ontology annotation, biological process: mitotic cell cycle phase transition; regulation of cyclin-dependent protein serine/threonine kinase activity. The transcript has 12 exons.